AAAAUACCCAAGACCAAAAAAGUUUAAAAAGAGAGCAAUAUAAACAUGAAGAAGAAAUGAAUGGACAUGGCGAGAAAUGGAGAAUCUAGAAUAGCAAAGCAGCAGGGAGGGCAAUCACAAUCACUCAUCUAACGUGGGGAGAUCUAUCUAAUCACCUCACACCCUUCUCUCUCUCUCUGUCCAGAAAUAGUUGUUCCUCUCUUCCCUAAGCAUGGACGGAUGAGGGUGAUGGCGAUGGUCUCUGUCCUGAUAAUCCGCUGGCCACACAUGACAUGUCGCAUGUGCAUGCAAACCCAAAUGCCCAAAACCAACCAGAUUGAUUAGCAAUAAUAACUCCUCCUCUUCCUCCUCCUCCAUGUCCAUCAUCAUCCCAUGACCCCUUGCCGGAGCCGUGUCUCUCCUGCUGCCCGGACGCGUCGCUGCAAUGCCGCAGCCGGGAGGACGCCGCUAGGCGGCGUUACGGCCAGGGCGCUCGCCGCCGGGCUCUGGAGACUGCGCCACGCCGAGCGGCUGCAGGCGGCUGGACCCACCGCGCGGCGGCACCGGCAAGGUUCCUCCUCGGCGCGCGCCCUCGUGCCGAGCCCCCAACAGGGACGGAGGAGAGCAAACCACCUCCGCUGCCAUGGCAAGAAAAGGCAAUUCGGUGUUCCAAGCCAAUGCCAAUGCCAAUGCAGGAACCACCAUGGCAUCCUAGACAAGAUCGAAGCCUGCGUGGAGUUACCAAUGCCAUACAGUUCGUCGAUGGAGAAGGCGACCAAAUGGGACCGUGUGUAUGCCAACCAUCUGGGAUUGGACGCCAUCUUCGGCCCCCAUGAUCCAACCAUCUGGAACCAUGCUCAUCAUCUCUCGCGAUCAACGACGACACUCCCUCGUGCGACGGUGGUGCUGCUCCUCGAGGCCGAGCUCGACAAGGCGCGGGCUCAGAUCGGUGAGCUGGAGGACGAGAGGCGCGUGAUGAGGAAGAGGCUCGAGCGGUUCUUGCGGAAGCUGGCCGAGGACAAGGCAGCGUGGAAGAGCCGGAUGCGCGACAAGGCGCAGCACGCGGCCGCUGCGCUAAAAGAGGAGGCGAGGCUGGAGCGGAAGCACCGGCGGCUGCUGGAGUCGGCGAACGUGAAGCUGAUGCGCGAGCUGGCGGAGGCGAAGCAGCAGGCGCAGAGCUACGAGGUGGAGCGGAAGGCGCGGGAGCUGAUGGAGGAGGCGUGCUCGGAGCUGACGCGGGAGGUGGAGGAGGACCAGGCGGAGGUGGAGCUGCUGCGCCGGGAGUGCCUGCGGAUGCGGGAGGAGAUGGAGGAGGAGCGACGGAUGCUGCAGAUGGCCGAGGUGUGGCGCGAGGAGAGGGUGCAGAUGAAGCUCUCCGACGCCAAGCUCGCGCUCGAGAGCAAGUACUCGCAGCUCAACCGCCUGCAGGCCGAGAUGGAGUCGUUCCUUCGCAACAAGGACUCAUGCCACUCAUCCGCGCUGCGGGAGGCCCGGAUGAUCGGCGAGGCGGCGGCGAGCUCCUCGCUGAGGUCUCGCCGCGAUCAGUUCAACAACAACGACGCGCUCAGGCACCGUCAGAAUGAUACUCCCGCCGAGGUGGAUGUGGAUUCGGUGUUGGUGUUCGAGCACUUCCGCCGGAAGGAGAGCAGCGCCAAUGGGACCAGAUCAUACAGCAGCCCGGUGAGCCCUGCAUCGGCCAAUGUUCAGUCCGAGAGCCCAGCCACCGACCUCUUCUUGGCAAAGGUUGACGACGACGAGGACGGCUGUGGCAGCUCGGCUGACCUGGAAUACGACGGAGGCCGGGAUUCUUGCAGCUGGAUGGGGACCAGUGAUCGCUCAGCUUCAGUGGCGCGAGCGAGCAAUGGCAGCGGGGUGACGGAGGCUCAUUCUUCUGGCAUGAGCAGGCGUUCUGGGACCAAGAACACGGCGCUCAUACGCAGGCUCUGGAGGUCGGCCAUCAGCGAGAGCAGGAAGAAGACGGGAUCGGCGCCGAGGAAUGGCGGCGGCUGGUCGCCGUCAUCAGAUAGGAAGUCCACCGUGGCUCCUCCAUCGGGGCCGGUUGCAGGUGCAGCAGAGCAGUGCAGUUCGUCAGGCCCCGUGAAUCUGCCGAUCAGGAAACGCGACGCCAUUAAGGGACACGACGGAUUGCCGUUGCCACAACGGGGAGGCACGCAGCAGCAUAGCAAGCAGAGCCUCAAGGAGAAGCUCAUGGAGGCCAGGAUGGAUGAUCACAAAGACAAGCCCUGCCACGCGGCGGUGAAGCAAAAACCCUGACCAUCAAAUCAGAAUGAUGAAGAGAAUGACGUCGAAUUUGGAAGAUGAAGAAGAUUUGGUAAGGAUCAUGAGCAUGAUAGCUGACCAAGGCCAUCACCAAAACAAUUGCUGCUUAGCAUCAAGAUAUCGUGAUGCACAGCGACAAUUUUGUGGCUCGCGACCUGGAUCAGGAACAAAAAAACAAAAAAAGGUCGUGUUGAUAUAUAGUAUUAGCGUAUCUGAAUAUUUGAAGCACUCCAUUCCCAUUUGUACGCUCACUACCUUACAUGUAUACAUACCAACAUUGAUUUCUAUUUUCUCCUAGAUUCUGUAUCAUACUAGUCUCCCCCAAUGUACAUUGUUCACAUUAACUAUAUAUACAGAUACGC
Phragmites australis (common reed) is the source of this 2621-nucleotide messenger RNA. RefSeq lists its product as uncharacterized. The transcript is spliced from 3 exons. Bases 373 to 2253 code for a protein of 626 amino acids. The record is from RefSeq and is a predicted model, not a curated record. Lineage: Eukaryota; Viridiplantae; Streptophyta; Magnoliopsida; Poales; Poaceae.